AUGCCCCUUCUCCAGCUCCGACCCCAUCCGUUCACUUCCCUGCCUGCCCAUCCCUCUCUGCCUGCAGAUGUGGUCCGCCCGGAGCUAAGACAGUUCACCUGCACGGCUCUCCAAGAAGCUCUGGAGCUUCUCCACUCCGUCCCCUCCACCUUCACCGCAGACCCAAAACUUCGCGCGUCCCCCCGUCACAGGCGAAGGUCAAGCUUCUCAGGCUAUGGCGUAAACCAUCUGAUGCCCCGGACCCCAAAGAUGAAGCAGAAUUCUGGCGAAUUUGAGGCCGGUUUGAAAUCCGAACAUGCCGAGCAUGAGAUGGAGUAUACACCUAGUGUCAGUAAUGUCAAGCGACUGCUGGAAUGGGCUGCGCCGCAGAUUGGGGAGGUCGAAGUGGAUGGCGUGCGGUUUAGAGACGUGAAUAUCGAAGUUAACCUGAUAACGCAUACUUUCCGCCCAUCGGCGCUGAUUGCCCCGCGCUCGUUUAUCACCCUGGCUAUCUCCGCCGCCUACGACACUCCACAGAAAAGCUUCUGCACUGUUCAAAUUCCCCUCCGUGCAGAUUCCUCGUCGACCCCGGAAACGAUACUCCGUCAAAUCUCCUCUUCUGUGCCCAAAAAAGCAAUAUUUGCCAGCUAUGCAAGCGUUGAGCGUGUUCGGCUACUGUCCACGACACCUUCCUCUCAAUCAUUAGCGGACCCACCCCGCAUUGAGUGGACCAUGGCCACAACUUCCGACGCAGGGGGAUCCAUCCCACAGUGGGUUCAACGGAGUUGGACAUUAGGAGGAGUGCCGCGUGCUGUGGUUGCGGAUGUGGGAUUGUUUAUUGGAUGGACGAUGCGGCGACGAAACUCGACUUGA
Messenger RNA from Penicillium macrosclerotiorum, 852 nucleotides. Its product is annotated as SRPBCC family protein. The transcript is spliced from 3 exons. The record is from RefSeq and is a predicted model, not a curated record. Lineage: Eukaryota; Fungi; Ascomycota; Eurotiomycetes; Eurotiales; Aspergillaceae. Bases 1 to 852 code for a protein of 283 amino acids.